AUGGCCUCCCACUCUGGGAAGCCAGGGCUCCUGCCCUGUGGGUCCUGUGGCAUGGUUUUCCGCUCCUGGGCCCUCUUGGCCACUCAUACUCAGCGCUUCUGCAUAGGCCGAUUGACCCAGGAGGUGACACUUGGAGCACAGCCCUCAAAAGGCUCGGAACCACAAGGCCCCAUGGUUGUGUCACAAGAACACCAGGGCUUACCAGACCAGGAGGCCAGCAGAUCGGCUCUAAGGAGGCUAACAGAGGAGGUGCAGGGACUGCGGCUGUAUCUGCAGGAAAUGCAGCCCCGGAUAACAGUGAUUCCCAAGGGGUCCGAGGAGCUCUGGGACCAUUCAAAGACUCCGACCCAGGGUCCCACCUCCCGGGCCGCUGGGAACCCCGGGGAGCGGCUGCGGGAGCUGCACAGGAAUCACAGGAGGCGUGUGGCAGAGACAGAGGCACAGAACCGGGCUCUGGAGCUAUGCAGUGAAGGACUGAACCGGCGCCUCCAAGGUUUGGCCCGGACCCGGGGCAGUAUAUCACGCCUGUUAGGCCUGGAACGGGAGCUUCAGGAACUCAGGGCCGAGGCCGGGCGAACAAGGGGAGCUCUAGAGGCUUUAGGAACGCGCGUUCAGCAUCUGCAGGCCGAGCGCCGGACCGAGCUGAACUCCAUGCGAGAGGCAGAACUCUGUUGUCCGGUGCUACAGUCCAAACCAGGGACUCUGGCUGCUGAGAUCGGAGCCCUGCGUGAGGACUACAUUCGAGGUGGGGGCCGGGACCUCGGCGUUCUAGACCAGAUAUGGCAGUUGCAAGUGGAGGCAUCAGCUCUGGAGCUUCAGCGGUCGCGGACGCGCAGGGGAAGGCCAGCAGGUUCCACAUCUGGGGAGCUUCUAGUAGUGGAGGCUGAAAACCGGCACCUGGAGGCAGAAAUCCUGGCUUUGCAGAUGCAGAGGAGUGCAGGCCCUGCACCCUGGGGGUCCGGGGAGCCACAAUUUGUGGCCAAUCCCAGCCCACGCCUGAGAAGGGAAGAUCCUCCACACCUCCCACCACCGGUGGCUCCCCCGCUGCCAUCGCUCCCACACUCCACAGGCAUCUUAUUCUUGGGUGGCACAGAAAAGACCCUUUCUAGAGGACUUGACUCUUCCUCACAGUGGCAGCUUCCUGGAGCCAUGACCAAGAGCCUGGGCCUGGAUCCACACUUUGUUCUGCCCACAGCUGAUGUUCUGGGUCCUGCACCGUAUGACCCUGGGGCUGGCCUGGUCAUUUUCUAUGACUUCCUGCGGGGCCUUGAGGCUUCUUGGAUUUGGGUGCAACUAAUGACUGGCUUGGCCCGAGAUGGACAGCAUACAGGAGGCACCACAGCUUUGCCCCCAGCCCUUUGUUUGCCCCCUCCUCCAGCUCCUGGGCCCAUGGGCAACUGUGCCAUUCUUGCCAGCAGGCAGCCUGUACCCAGGCUACCACCCUCACCAUCAGUGUCCUUGGUCUGUGAGCUACAAGCCUGGCAGGGGCUGGCAUGGGCCAGGGUACCACAACCAAAGGCCUGGGCCUCACUGGUGCUCUUUGACGGGAAUCAGAGGGUACUAAGUGGCCGCUGGCGUCUUCCACUUCGGGCCCCUCCCCUGGACCUCAGCCUUGGCCCUGGACAGCUGAAUGGAAUUCCCCAGGUAAGUCAGGCUGAGCUCUUUUUGCGGCUGGUGAAUGCAAGAGAUGCAGCCGUCCAGACACUAGCAGAGAUCAAUCCAGCAAAUGCCCACGACUAUCAGUACCCACCUCCGGUGUCCAGCUCAUCUUCCCUGGAAGCCAGCUCUCUUGCCCCAACAGCUGGCUUCGUUGACCCCCCUCCUCCUGCAGGAGAGCCCCUUGGCAGCAGUCAAGGAUAGAGAUGAGGGC
This is a messenger RNA of Pteronotus mesoamericanus, 1870 nucleotides long. RefSeq names its product coiled-coil domain containing 17 (gene CCDC17). Bases 1 to 1860 code for a protein of 619 amino acids. The record is from RefSeq and is a predicted model, not a curated record. Lineage: Eukaryota; Metazoa; Chordata; Mammalia; Chiroptera; Mormoopidae. The transcript has 13 exons.